Parnassius apollo (apollo) is the source of this 2775-nucleotide messenger RNA. Lineage: Eukaryota; Metazoa; Arthropoda; Insecta; Lepidoptera; Papilionidae. The record is from the annotation of a GenBank genome assembly.
AUGCGGGAUUGUCGGACUCGGAACUGGCGGCGCGCGGGGGGAAGUGGAGGCGGAGGCAGCGGUGGAGGGUGGGCGCCGCGCCGCCGCCUGUCGCCCGAUGCCGCCGCUGGCGACUCCGACCUCGAGUCUGUUGGCUCAGUAACUUCCAGCGCUUUCAGCACGCAGUCGGAACGACCACAACCCACCCGCAUGCUUAGCAGGAAGCGACCUCUCCCUUUUCAUAGUACUUCGUCCACUUAUGAUAGCGCUAUUUACCCUAGCGUUCAUUAUAAUAAUGAAAAGUAUUUUUACAUGUUGCCAUACGCAUGCGACGCUGUUAGUAGAAAAGAGCACGCAACAAGACGUCUUUUUCCCUCGCGAGCUUACUCUGACUAUGAUGAAGCACCACCAAUGCAUUACGCACAUCCUGCUCACCGUUUUAGACGAUUAUUGGCUCGAAGCCGCUCCCUCGGCCAUCCCAUUAGAGAAUAUUCACGGCGUUUCAUUUUUGAACGAAGUCUAAGCUGUCCUGAACGUAACGACCCUCAAUACUCAAGUAAAACCAUCAAUUCUAGAUCGAACCAUGAAUUUCCACCAACCGUCGCCGUGCAUCAUAAACCAAUUUUAUAUGCAGACGGAAAAUGUUCUUUACCGAAAUCUGAUACACACUUUGAGCGUCCAUUAAAAACACAAAAUUCUAACAUAACAACACAAAAUCUAAGCUACUUGCCUAGUCAUUUUAGGUACUGGACUAAAGAUAUUCUACAUUUGGAGAGUCCUAAAUAUUUAAACUAUAAAAGACUGCCAAAUUUAGACAUAUCAAACCAAUCCUUUGAAUUGUUAGACCACUUUUCGUAUUUAGAUUCGAACAACUUAAGCGCAAAUAUUGCAUUAAAUUCUUCUUUGGAUGAAACGCUCGAACCAACGUCUCAAUAUUACGGUUAUGAAAGUGAUGACAGCAUAGCAGAAACGGCUAUUCAUGUUAAUACUGGGAAACGAAAUGAUUUUGAUAAAGAUCUUACUAAUCUAUACGAUAAAAGAUCGAUUAGUUUAGAAUCUCCUGAUUUUUUUCAUACUGACACUUUGUACUCGCCCGUUGAUCAUUUAUACCAAAAUAACAGAAAGAAGUUUUUGUCACUUAACCUUAGAUCAAAUUACAAUAAUGAUAGAUAUAAAAAUGUCACAGAAUCUUUAAAUUUAGAUCGAGAUGCUUUAAUAAAUGAAAGUUGGAUCCAAAGUCCUAAAACAGUAUAUAAGCACAAAACUAAAAACGUUUUUAAGUAUAAUCGAGACUCUCAUAGACGACAUACAAUUUCUGACGGUAAUAAAUCUAUAACUCCAGAAAGAAAUAAUGAUAUUUAUAUGAAAAUUCCUCCAGUAUUUAAUCAUCGGUUUGAUUUGCAUCAUAAAGACAAAACUUUAAAUGGUAUAUUUAUGAAAGAAAAUAACACAGUUAGAACAAACAAAAUUCCAUACAAUGAGUAUCGUUCAUCAAUCUCUCCAGACUUUCCUCAUCGUUCGUACCCAUCGGCACGCAAACCACAACCAUCGACUAUAAAAAGCGCUCGUUCUCGUUCCAUAGCACCUGCAAAUCACUUAGAUCAACAUUUUAGUAUGAUGGCUAAUUCUAUGUCUGUUGCUCUUGAUAACCCGAACCUCGACUCGUCCCGUCGUGCGCUCACUCCCGCCGGCUCACACUUGCCAAACGAUGACAUAUCUCACAACGCGCCGAAACCUGCGUCGCAAAAACCAAUCGACGAUCAAACAAACUCACAACAACAUGGCGAUUGUGAUAAAAACGAACAACAACCGGUGAAAAUUCAUACGAAAAAUCAACAACACGAAAAAAAAUCAUCCAUCGCGGAUUCAAAAAACAGUAAUGAUUAUGGAGGACGUGACAAUGGACGAAAUAAUACCCAGCAGCAACCGCUAGAAAGGCGCGAGUCUCGCCGGGGCCAGCUCACCAGGAGUCUAAGUAAUACUGAUGCACCUGACGAAAAAGCGGACGGAAGUCUAAGCGACACCGCAAUAGGGGGCAGCAAUGAGAUGGAACCAACCAGCGAUGACGCCUUAUUAAAAGCCGAACCGAGAGACUACUUUGGGCCUGGUAUGGGAAAGAAGAGCAAUUCCACUUCUCAACUGUCUGCUACAGGAAGAAAGCGAAGGUUAGGUUUUGGUAAACGGGGAAAAAAUUCGUUUACUGUACAACGAAGCGAAGAGGUGGUGCCCGGUGAAUUGAGGGGGGGCGCGGGUGUAUCCCGGGCCUCCUCAGCCUCCAGCGAAAAUGACGAUGACAGAUGGUCUCCUGGGAUGCGUGGAUCGGGUUCAUCGGAUGGUGGUGGUUUGUCGGAUUUCAUCGACGGGCUAGGGCUCGGUCAACUUGUGGGAAGACAACUUCUUGGGGCACCAACUCUUGGCGAUGUACAACUCUCCAUGUGUUAUCAGAAAGGUUUCUUGGAAGUGGAGGUGAUUCGCGCUCGAGGUCUUCAAGCACGGCAAGGCAGCCGCACUCUUCCGGCGCCUUACGUCAAAGUUUACCUCGUCAGCGGCAAACGAUGCAUCGCCAAGGCUAAAACGAGUACAGCGCGGCGAACACUCGAUCCACUAUAUCAACAAACUCUUACUUUCAGGGAAAACUUUAAAGGGUGCAUAUUGCAAGUGACGGUAUGGGGCGAUUAUGGUCGAAUCGAAGGGAAGAAAGUGUUUAUGGGCGUAGCGCAAAUCAUGCUAGAUGACCUUAAUCUUUCCAACAUCGUCAUUGGAUGGUACAAACUCUUCGGAACCACUUCAUUGUAA